Messenger RNA from Daucus carota subsp. sativus, 732 nucleotides. Its product is annotated as zinc finger CCCH domain-containing protein 42-like. Lineage: Eukaryota; Viridiplantae; Streptophyta; Magnoliopsida; Apiales; Apiaceae. Bases 1 to 732 code for a protein of 243 amino acids. The transcript is spliced from 5 exons. The record is from RefSeq and is a predicted model, not a curated record. Gene Ontology annotation, molecular function: metal ion binding; mRNA binding.
AUGGAGGGAACUAGCAACAAGAGCUUGAGGUUUGGAACAAUUAAUUUUAGUGAUUAUCAGGGUCUUGAAGUGUUAGGUUACAAGAAAGAUGAUGUUUUGAGCCAAGAGCUUCAGAAUUCAGCUAUGAAGGAUCUUGUGAAUGAAAAUGAGGAUGCCCGAGGAGGUCCUAUGGUGUCCAAAGAUGGAGAUCGGAAACAGACCUAUCCACUAAGGCGGGAGGUGAAGAAUUGCUUCUAUUUUGUGAAUUAUGGUUGGUGCAUGUAUGGAUCCAAUUGCAAAUUUAACCAUCCAUACAAUCAGCUUGCUCAGGGAUGUUUAAAUGAAACCGUGGUGGCUCCAGUUUCUGACUUUAAUUUCACUGGCCGGCCAGUUCCACAAGGAGCGAAAGAAUGCCCUCACUACAGGCAAAAUGGUUCCUGCCAGUAUGGUUUAAACUGUUGGUUUGAUAAUUCGGAACCUUCAUCAAUGGAAGGAGGAUUCCUUCAUUCUGGAUAUACAGGGUUGGAAGAUACUAUGCAAUGCAGCUGGUCAUUUACUGCACCAGUAAAUGAAAUUGGUCUGGGAAACCCCUACAUGUAUCAACAGGAACAAAUUUUUCCAUCCUCUGAAUGGAGUGGUAAUCAGACAAGCUUCAUUAGUUCAGAUUAUAUCUUAAUCUGUUGCCGAGCCCUUUCAGCCGAACCAGGCAAGAUUGCUUACUAUAGGAUCUCCGAAACCAGAAGAGCAGCCUGA